Messenger RNA from Triticum aestivum (bread wheat), 590 nucleotides. RefSeq lists its product as uncharacterized. NCBI's taxonomy places the organism in Eukaryota, Viridiplantae, Streptophyta, Magnoliopsida, Poales, Poaceae. The coding region runs from base 142 to 462 and encodes 106 amino acids. The record is from RefSeq and is a predicted model, not a curated record. The transcript has a single exon.
UUCUUUCCCAUUGUUCAUUCAGCAAAAUGAAAUGAACUAUAGCGAGCAUAGCUAAUUCAGAUCUUUAUCAAAAAUAUAAUUCAGCAGCUGACUAUAUAGAUUAGAAUAAGCUUUACUUCCCCGCCAAAAAAAAGGAAGAACAUGAGAAUAAGCUUAGCGGACAUGGCGUCGUGGUGCUUCGCUCUGUCGGCGCUGGCGGCCCUGCUGCUGGUGUGCUCGCUCGGGGAGGCGGAGGUGGUCACUGUGCGUGGCGCGUCGCUGGCGGCGCGGUGGCGGCCGUGCGAGGAGAUCUACGUGGUGGCGGAGGGCGAGACGCUGCACGGCAUCAGCGACCGGUGCGGCGACCCCUACAUCCUGGAGCGCAACCCGCACGUCCACGACCCCGACGACGUCUUCCCCGGCCUAGUCCUCAGGAUCACGCCCUUCAGCCCGAGGCCGUCCGUCCCCGUUAGCCCCCCGUAGGUAGACCAAGGAAAAAGAAGAGUUUGAUUGUUCUGCAGAAUCAUUCGAGUUCGCUACGACGAACUCUGAUUUACGAGCAACCUCGGUACUCCCAGUACUAGUACACAGUUCACUGAUGGAUGAUAUAU